AUGUCAAACUGCCCGAGUCCGUCAACCAAUGAAUUGUUCGAUGCGCCAAGUGUUUCAGAUUCCGGAAUUUGGGUGGAAUGCGAAAUUGGUGAUUUGCAAAAACAUCACAUGAUUAUGAUGUUAGGAAAUGAUGAGACUCCUGGACAACCUGUUAAUGGAUAUCGUGUGGUCAGUGACUUUAUGACAUUUUUCCCUCUAUUUUCAAAUUUAGGCGCGAAAUCCUGCCAACUUUGACUCCAUGCCGGACUUAUGUUUAACUGAUGGAAAAAGUUUAAUCACUACAAAAUAUGUGUUUUGUCGAUUUUGCUAUAAAAUUUAUUCGAAAAAUGGAGGACAAGCAUCGUGAGUUAUAUUCCAGUUUUUCGUUACAAUUAGAUUAUUUUUUGUUUUCAGAGUUCACAGAAGAGAGUGUGAAAUAAAAGAAAUGGAUAAGAAGAAAAAUAAUACUGAUUCGAUGGGCGAAACUUUGAUUGGUGAAUGUUCGAAAGGAAAAUUAGAAAAAUCUACCAUUCAGCAUAUUAUAACAAAAUAUAUUUUGAAAAGUGGAGUUGCGCUCAAUGUUGUGGAAAAUGAUGCAUUCCAAGAUUUAGUGUUUGAUUUGUUAAAUAUCAAUUAUAAUUUAUCGGAAGACUGCUUCGAGAAGAUAAUGCCUAAACGAAAGUCAAUUCGAGAUCUUGUGGAGAAGGAGGCGACUGCGGCUAUAAAGGCAGUUAGAGAUGUUUUGAAGCCUGAGAUCCUGUCAAAGAUGGCGUCAUUUUCUUGUGAUUUCGGUAGAAAUCACACAGAUUUUUUCUGUUUGAAGUCUAGCUUCGUGCAAAUUGUGACCGAUCAAAACACAAAUAGAAAGAGUUGGGAAAUGAAAAUUUAUCCCAUGUGUAUGCAAGUGGUGAAUGAGUCGUCAAAAACAUCUGUUUUUGUAAGUAUACUUUUCACUUUUUAAACAUUGCAUGAACAUUUUCCAGGUAGCAAAACUUAUUCAAGAACAGUUGAAGAACAUGGAAAUCACAAAUGUGAAUUUGAAUGAUUAUUUUUUGAUAGCUGAUGCAGCUGCUUAUAAUCGGAAGGCUGGAGAAGAUCAUUUUAUCACAUGUAAGAGAAAACCAUUGAAAAAAAAUUUCAACUCUUGUUUUCAGUCAUACGCUGUGCCGCACAUAUGAUGAAUAUAAUUGCAGAUCGUACAACAGUUCCAUAUUCAAAAUCAAAACUUAGCAGUGAGGAUAAAAGUAAAUUAUGUGAUGUUCGAUCAACAUUGAAAGAUUGUAAUGAAUUGAUGAAGAAUAUCAAGAAAAAGUUUUAUGUAAGUUCUUGAUUGCAGUUGUUUAAAGAAGAAAAAACGAGUACAGAUCCGCUCCCAACUUCCAAAGCAAGUUCAAACACAUGUCGAAACACGUUUUCUAUCUUAUAAAAAAGUUGUUGAUAGUGUAAUUGAAAAUGCAGAUGUUUUGUUGAAAUUCAAAUAUAUGAUGGAACCCGAUUUGGCGGAUGAUGUAACUAAAGUUUCGCAAAAUAUGAAAACUUUACGGUCAAUAACUAGCACAUUGAAAAUUUUCGACGAACUUUGUGUAUUUUUCCAAGUAAGACCUCAAAAAUAUCUAAAUAUUGAUUAUUUAUGCAUUUUUCAGAGCGAUUCAAUACAAAUCCAUGUUGUUGUGCCAUGUGUUAUAGGAAUGCUGAAACAUUUUGAAGCGCAAAAGUUGUCGAAUGAUGAAACACUCCGAAGUUUAGCCAGCGCUGCUGUCGAAGCACUGCGCUUCAACAUGCACGAUUUAACCGACUUUCAUUGUCUAGGAUAUAUGCUAGAUCCACGGAGGCCGCAAACUUUACAGGCUGAUAUUGAUGCACUCAAGGUGAUUUUCCGAAAAUUUCUGAAUUUUUGACAGUUAAUCAAAUUUUUUACUUAGGUUGAUCUUGAUUUGAAAAGUCGUGCACAAAAUGCUCUCGAAAAACUCGCCAACAUUUUAAACAUUUCGAUGAAUGGCAAUCCACCAUCAAGACCUCGCUAUGAUUCGCCUGACUCGUUUUUGGCCAAAUGUUUGCGACGGGAAUCUCCCAAAAUGUCGUUACAAAUUGAAUACAAUCACUUCUUGACUGUACAAAGUCAUCUGGAAGUCGAAGAAUUUUGGCCAACUAAUGAACAUAAUUUCCCACAAUUAUAUAAUAUAGCUCGAAAAGUGAUGGGAAUAGUAGCCUCCGAAAGCUCAACAGAAAGAAGUUUCAGUUUACUUCGAAAUAUAUAUAGAGAAAAUCGUAGAAAAUUAGAGUGCAAUUUGUUGGAGAAGCUGUUUAUCUGUUACGAACUUUCCAGAACUAAUUAGAGAUUUUAUUGUUCACACUUUUAUAUAUUCACUUCUGUUUUUUCAUGAACUCUAGAAUGUGUUUUAUUUUCAUAUUAUAUUGAAUUCUUGUUUGCUAUAAAUCAUGUUUAAAUUGAAAAAAAUAAGUUAUUUUAUAAAUGAAAAUGUCAUUUCAUAAAAUUGUUCGAAAUAAUGCCGAAAUGCCUGCCGGCAUCCGCGGCUGCCGUUUUUUGCUGUUUUGUUCCUCGGCUAAACGGCCGGAAACAGCAAGGCCACGCCCCCAACGGCAGCCGUGCCGUCCGGUCAGCAGGCGAAACGAACAUACCUGAAUGUGUUUACACAAACGAUCAAAACAUUUUUUUUUUCAAGGGGCGGUUUUUGAUCCCCGAAAAAAAUAGGAAACUUUUUUCAGUGAAUCUGACGCAUUCGUGGAAGGAGAUGAAUUCCCAUUCUCGAAAAUGGUCACAUUGUUCCGUUCGGACGCUUUCAAGAUUGAUGCCAAUUAUUCGCUUCCAAACACUGUUCCACACACACAAACUCAUCUCGGUAAGUUUGAAAAUUGGUGAAUUCGGAAAAUUUCCGACACAAGCUUGAUUCAAACCCAAAAAAAUCAUUUUAGGAACAUGGCAAGUCACAAAUGUCAAACCAACAGCUGAUGGUGAAGCUCGCAAAGUUAAGGUGAAAGUUCGUGUCAAUCCAAAUGGAGUUUUCGCCGUCAACACUGCCACCAUUUACGAAACUACCGUAAUCGAAGAAGAACCAAUGGAAACCGAACCAGCAGCAGAUCCAGCUACAGCUGAACAAGAACCACCAAAGCCAAAAACAAAGACAACAGCGAUUGAAUUGCCAAUCACUGAAAUUGUUCCAGUUCACUAUGAUGUUGCCAAAUACGCUCAAAUUGAAAUCGAAAUGCAAAGAGCUGACGAGAAAGAAAGACAAAAGGCUGAUGCUAAAAAUAGUUUGGAAGAAUAUGUUUAUGAGAUGAGAGAUAAGAUUUCUGACCAAUAUCAAGAAUUCAUUUCUCCUGCAGCAGCUGAAGAUUUUGGUUCGGUUUUGACAGCCACUGAAAAUUGGUUGUACGAGGAUGGAGAGGAUGCCGAACAAGUUGUUUAUGAAAAACGAUUGGCUGAAUUGAAAGUGACUGGAACUCCAGUUGUUGAAAGAUUCCGCGAAUUCGAAGCCCGUAAACCAGCUUUCGAUUCAUUCGAUCAAGCCAUUUUCCGAAUCCGAAAAGCAUACGAAGACUAUGUUGCCGGAGGGGAAACCUAUGCUCAUUUGGAUAGCAAAGAAAUGGAAAAAGUUAUAAAUGCGAUCGAAGAGAAGAAGAAAUGGUUGGAUGAUGUUCGACAUAAACAAGAAAAUCGAUCGAAGACUGAAACACCUGUUGUUUUUGUUGAAGAAAUUCAACAGCAGAAAACUGUAAGUUUACUGAAAUAUGGAUAAAUUAGAAGCUCACCAUUUUUGUUGAAUAAUCAUAGUUCUAGCUUUAAAAAAAUUAAACAAUCAGAAAUAACAGAUGGAAAUAUUUUAGACUUAUUAUCUAGUUCACGUUUUCAAUUUAAAUGAAUUUUUGGGACCUUUUUAAUUUCAAUAAUGAUUAAAAUUUGCAGGCUUUCGAAAACAUUGUUCAACCAAUUCUUAACAAAAAGAAGCCGGCUCCACCACCAGCUCCAAAAAAGACUGAAGAAGCAUCGCCAAAUCCAGCUCAAGCUGCUGGCGGAGAUCAACCACAAGCUGAAAUGGAUGUUGAUUAA
This is a messenger RNA of Caenorhabditis angaria, 4048 nucleotides long. The record is from the annotation of a GenBank genome assembly. Lineage: Eukaryota; Metazoa; Nematoda; Chromadorea; Rhabditida; Rhabditidae.